AUGUGAAGAAAAGGCACUGGAGAAGCAGAAGAAACACACAGACAAGUCGUCCAGGUACCUUUGGUUUGCUGUUUAGCUGCAAGGAAGCUGUCCUAUAAGAGAGUUAUUAUUGGGGUAGGCUCCAGCUUCACAAGAUGCCAAGCUUGGAUUAGAAAAUUGGUUUCAUUGAUGAAUGAAUAAAACAUAACACUGUGCCUUACAAAUACAUUUAGCUACUUGGAAAACCAUGGAUAACUCUGAAGUUAAGCAAAUUAUGCAUGGAAUUUGGAUGGGCAUCGCAGAAAUAUCAUGUGAAGCAGCAGUGGUUCACCCUCUGUUUGGCAUAGUGGGAUUAGUAAUGAAGGCUCUAUCAAGUGCGGUGGACAAAAAUGAAGACAAAAAAGUUAAGAAAGACUUGAAUGAACUUUUGCCAAAAAUAGAACAAAUUUUAUAUGAAAAUAAGAAAACACUGAAUCAGAUCAAAAAAAUAUCAGUUAUUUUACAGAAUGAUGAAAUUGUGAAAAACAUUAAAUAUCAGUUUAAAACGUUUCAAUAUAUGUAUGAAGCCGAGGAAAAAUAUAAAAUGGACGAGGCUGACAACUUUAUAAGGAUGUUUAAAGAAUGUAAUCGAAGCAUGAAUCUGGACAGCCUUUAUGAUUCUGUCAUGUGGGAAAAUAAAAUAUUUGGGCAGCCUAUUUUAGAGGUUUAUAAGACGUGUUCAGGAAAUGACCCAGUAGUUAUGAAGAAGCUGUGCACAUUUCUGCAGUGUCUUUUUGCCGAAGGACUUAUUGCCCUUGUGGCUUUCAAAUAUGUUACUAAUGAUAAUGUAGACAAAUGUGUCGAAGAAUGGAAAGAGAAAAUAGAAAAUGUGGAUAGGAAACUGGCAGAGGUGUUAAACGAAAGCCAGUUCAGACAGUAACUAAAUUGGCAACAACUUAUUAAUAAAUUCAUUUAUCAGUAGCUUCAGGUUUUUUUUUCAAACUUUUUAAGUUCAGUACCUUAAUUAUGUCCACUGUAAAUGUGACAAAUCUACAUAGUGUGCCUUAACCAGUCAUUAUACUUUAUUUCAACUACGUUGUGUCAUAUUCUGUUUCUUGCAGCUUAAUAAUUCUUAGUUUGUAACAUAAAGUUCUCUGGUAACAUGUAAAUAAUUGUAAUACAUAUUAUGGCAAAUGUUUUGGAUUAUAUGUGCCAGUUGUCCACUGUCUAAUACUAAAACUUGAAUCAAUAAACUUCAUCUUAAUACAUAUAUCUGCUGAUGACUUUUAAAAAAGAUCUAUGAUAAUCUAAAGAUUAAUAGUUAGACCUCUACUGUACCGUAUUUUGCUUGUCUGUUACAUUGAAUUUGUGAUUUUUGUUCAUCUAAUAGCAACUCAUCCAUAUUUCUUUACACCACAUCUUAUUAAUUUUAUUAGAAUGAAAAACAUUUAAUUAAGAUCUUUAGAGGGAAGAGAUAUUUUAAAAUAUGUUGAAAUAUUUGUAAUCAGUUCUGGCCAUGUUAAAGAUGUAAUCAAUAAAGAUUAUCCAAUAAAUCUAUCAAA
Erpetoichthys calabaricus (reedfish) is the source of this 1520-nucleotide messenger RNA. Its product is annotated as protein rapunzel-like. The coding region runs from base 227 to 898 and encodes 223 amino acids. The transcript has 3 exons. The record is from RefSeq and is a predicted model, not a curated record. Lineage: Eukaryota; Metazoa; Chordata; Cladistia; Polypteriformes; Polypteridae.